Molecule: messenger RNA, 411 nt
Organism: Pocillopora meandrina
Lineage: Eukaryota; Metazoa; Cnidaria; Anthozoa; Scleractinia; Pocilloporidae
Source: the annotation of a GenBank genome assembly
AUGUUAUUUGUAACGGACAAACCCGUUUCCAUGAAUGAAUGGAAGGAAAUUCAACGUGCUGAUGUAGAGAAAGUUUACGCACGCAAAAGUUCAAGCGAAGAUGUCGAAAUUUUGAGGCAAAGUAUGGAAACCAACCAGGCGCGUUGUGAAGUGGCAAAACAACAGAACGCUCCAGUACAGGUCAAGGGCGGCAGGAUCCGUCGCCAUUCUUCGUACGAGCCGAAUCUCGAUGAUAUUUUAGAGGAAGACGUCGAUGGUAACGGAAGAGAGCAUAACCGAGACCUUGCCGAGAUACAUCGCGAGCGAGCUCGUAACUCAGGGGUGCUGAAGAAAGAUCGAGAGGGACGAACCUGGCGAAAAAGACACUUUGUUAACAACAAUUAUACAAGACCGAGAUCGUACACAGCUUAA